Molecule: messenger RNA, 1605 nt
Organism: Drosophila serrata
Lineage: Eukaryota; Metazoa; Arthropoda; Insecta; Diptera; Drosophilidae
Biological process (GO): fatty-acyl-CoA biosynthetic process; long-chain fatty acid metabolic process
Molecular function (GO): long-chain fatty acid-CoA ligase activity
Source: RefSeq, a predicted model, not a curated record
AUGGCAGAAACUUACGCAGCGUACAGUGAAGCGGACCGAGUUUGGAGCGGACCUCCUUCGAACUCAAUUUACAAGGAAGAUGCUUCAUUGGGUACCCUUAUAUUUCAGUCCAUGAAGAACUGGCCCAGGAACAUUUGUCAGAUAUGGGAUGACGAUGGCUUUGUAGUCACCUUUGAACAGGAACUCACCUGGGCCAUUCGGAUUGCUCAAUUCCUCAAAGGACGAGGUCUAACCCACAAGGAUGUCAUUGGAAUAGCAGCUCGCCACUCAAAGUUAUUGUAUCCUUUGGGUGUGGCCUGUCUGAUGAAUGGAACUCCAUUCCACUCUCCACAUUCAGUGCUGGAUGAAGCAACCAUAAAGCAAAUGUUCUCAAUAACCAAGCCAAAUCUGAUAUUUUGCGAUGGCAAUGUCUAUGAGAAAAUCCAUGCAGCGACGAUCGAAUGGCAACCGGAAAUCUAUACUCUCACGGAUCACGUUGAGGGAGUGCCGAACAUUGAAUCGCUUCUGGAACCUACCACCACCGAAAUGUCCUACCAGCCGGAACCAUUGGUCGAAGGUGGCAACCAAACUGCAGCGUUACUCUGCUCCUCCGGAACCACUGGACUGCCAAAGGUGGUGUGCAUUUCGCAUCGAAUGUUAAUGUUUAGCCCGACCUCGCCAAUUAAUAGCGAAACUAUUGUACUCCUUCCGACUGCCAUGGACUGGCUCUCGGGGGUGGCCAUGCUUGUGUUCAACACAGUGCAAGGAUAUACCCGCAUUCUGAGCAGAAAGCAGUUAACUCCGGAAUAUAUUGUGUAUCUGGUGCAGAAGUACAAGGUAGAUUUCAUCUGCCUGCCACCAUGUCCUUUAUCUGCUCUGGUGCAUUGUCCUGAGGCCACGGUGGAGUCCUUGACCUCUAUCCGAUCCUUUUUAUACGGGGGAGGAGCUAUCUCACACGCCACGCUGAAGCGAUGCCAAGAGCUCUGUGUAAAUGCGACAAUGAUGAAUUCAUAUGGCACUUCUGAGGCCGGAUUCAUAACCUACAACAUUGGCCUUGAAGUCGCCAACUCUUUGGGUGGACCAAAACCGGACAUCAGGGUCCGCAUUCUAGGCGAGAACGGAGAGAAUCUCACGCACAACCAAGUGGGUGAAAUAUGUGUCCACAAUGGAUUGACUUGGAAGGGAUACUACGAAAAUCCGGAGGCAACACGCCAGAUACAGGACUCCGAGGGCUGGAUUCACACCGGCGACAUGGGAUACUUCAAUGAGCAGAACUGCCUCUUCAUAGUCGAUCGCUGUAAGGACAUCCUCAAAUACCAACACUUCCACUACUGGCCGGGUGAGAUCGAAGCAACUAUAAUGGAGCUGCCGCAGGUGAAGGAUGUAUGCGUGGUGGGAGUCCACAAUGAAGUGGACUACGAUGCUGCCGGUGCCUUGGUUGUCCUUAAAAAAGGAUCAACUAUAAGUGCCAAGGAGAUUGUGGAGCAUGUGGCUAAAAACUUACCUGCAGUGCAUAAACAGCUUCAUGCUGGAGUUCAGUUCACCAAUGAACUGCCUGCAAAUCCCAAUGGAAAAGUUGUGCGUAAGCUUGCUCUUGAGAUGUUUAACGCCUUAAAAGCUGCUUAA